Molecule: messenger RNA, 1350 nt
Organism: Abrus precatorius (Indian licorice)
Lineage: Eukaryota; Viridiplantae; Streptophyta; Magnoliopsida; Fabales; Fabaceae
Product: aluminum-activated malate transporter 13-like
Exons: 6
Coding region: 1-1350 (449 amino acids)
Biological process (GO): malate transport
Cellular component (GO): plant-type vacuole membrane
Source: RefSeq, a predicted model, not a curated record
AUGGAAUCAAGUCAUGUAAUAGCCAUUACAAAUGGAGAAGAGAAUAUUGCUCAUAAGAAGGAGAAUAAAGCACUUAAAUUUCCCAUUCCACCCUUUAUUUCUCAUAUUAGGAAAAAUGAAGUCCAUUGCUCCACUGUCUCCAUUACUUCCAAUCUCAGAUACAAGCAAAUGAAAAGUGAUCAAGGAACUAGGAAGAUGAUCCACAGUGUCAAAGUGGGAAUCUCCCUGGUUUUGGUUUCACUCAUGUACCUUGUGAAUCCUCUCUUUGAACAAGUUGGAGAAAAUGCAAUGUGGGCUAUCAUGACUGUAAUAGUCAUCUUUGAAUUCUCUGCAGGUGCCACACUAGGAAAGGGCUUCAAUCGUGGAAUGGGAACUAUUGUUGGAGGAGGAUUGGGUUGCUUAGCAGCAUUUUUCGCCCAAAGCACUGGAAUUGGGAGGGUUGGUAACUCGAUUAUAAUCGCUACUUCAGUAUUUAUCUUUGGAUCACUUGCUACAUAUUUUAGACUGGUUCCAAGCAUAAAGAAAAGAUACGAUUAUGGGGUGAUGAUAUUCAUGCUUACUUUCAAUCUAGUGGUGGUGUCUGGGGUGCGUGCUCAUGUGAAAGUGUGGGAAAUUGCCAGGGAGCGUCUUGUGACAAUACUAAUGGGUUUCAUUGUGUGCAUUUGUGUGAGUUUGUUCGUUUUUCCUUUGUGGGCCAGUGAUGAACUUCAUGAUUCCAUAGUCUCAAGAUUCCAAGACCUUGCUAAUACAAUUGAAGCUUGUUUAGGGGAAUGUACGAAAUUAGUUGGCGAAAAGGAAGACCAAUCCCUCAACGUUUGCAAGUCGGUGUUGAACUCCAAGUCAAAGGACGAAUCAUUGGCAAAUUUCGCAAAAUGGGAACCGUGGCAUGGAAAAUUUGGAUUUUCAUACCCUUGGGGAAGGUACUUAAAGAUUGGUGAGGUUCUUCGAGAACUGGCUGCGUUUAUUCUUGCAGUGGGAUGUCUCCAAACAGCAAAAGAGCCCAUGGCCUAUUUGAGGCAAUCACAAUCGGUGCAAUUAGACACGUGCGUAGCAAUUGAGUCAAAGGUUGCUGGUAUUCUUCGAGAACUUGGAGAGAGCAUGAAGCAAAUGAGGAAAUGUGAAGCAAAGUACAACAUUUCGGCCCAAUUGAAAGCAGUGAGAUCAGAUCUAAACUCGAUAAUUUCUACGUCCAAAAUAGCACAACUUGAAGAUGGUCAAGUGUUAGCAAUUGCAAGCUCUGUGUUCUUGCUCAUGGAAGUGGUGAGGAAGGUUGAGGAAUUGGUAAAAGAGGUGGAAGAACUUGCAGAUGUCGCUGGUUUUUCCACCCACACUACUCCAAUGUCUUCGUAG